GGAUGGGGCCGCGCGGGGCUGUUUUCCUCCGCGCUCGGCGGUCAGUUCUCGGCGCGCGCGGCCCUUACAGCUCGGCUUUCCAGUCACCGGCCCCUCUCGCGGUUUUCUCGCUUAUUCCACGCCCCGCCGGACCGGGGGAGGGGUGGCACGCCUGUGUGUCCCGCCCUCGGCGAUCUCUCCCCUCAGCUCGCGAGCAGGGAUGCCAGGGAACGGGUCUGUGGUUAGCGUGGGACCGGGACAAACUCCUUCCCCUUCUUGGGCUCCGAAAUGAGUGUCGGCCCUUAGACUCUUGCCGUGGCCGCGCUUUCAGAGCCAGGCCCCGACUCCGGGAUGCAUCAGUUUGGGGGGAAAGUGGUCUGUCAUGUCACAGAAGAGGCUGGGGCUGUAGGCCGCAGGCCCUGAAAUGUGUUUUAGUGUUUGUGUGAGCCAGGGCAGAGCCCGGAAGAACUGCCUGCUUGCACCUAUGGGACCCAUAUACCCGCCUCAAAAUAAGUGGCCGAGGAGGGAAAGGCGCCCGCCUUGGGGAAGGUGUGAAGAUGGUGAAAGGAUGGCGCUGAGACUUAACCGCCUUCCAACAAACCUUGUGCCCGGUUUAGAAUAUUGGUGAUCAUUCCCUGCGACCUAAAGGUGGAAUAAUCUCUGUGGAAGCAAGCUCUGAGAGAAGUCAGGAUUGCCUCACCAUGGAGCAGCUGAGCGUGGCCAACACCCAGUUCGCAGUGGACCUCUUCCGCACCCUGAAGAACAACAACCCCUCUGGGAACAUCUUCUUCUCCCCCGUAAGCAUUUCCUCAGCGCUGGCCAUGGUCUUUCUGGGGACCAGAGGCACUACCGCAGCACAGAUGUCCAAGACUCUUCACUUCGACGCGGUUAAGAAGAUUCAUUCCAGUUUUCAGAGUCUGAAUUCUGAUAUCCACAAGCGCGGAGCUCCCUAUAUUCUGAAACUUGCUAAUAGGUUAUAUGGAGAGAAAACCUAUGAGUUCCUCCCUGAAUUCUUAGCUUCAACCCAGAAAAUGUAUGGAGCUGAACUGGCCAGUGUAGAUUUUCAGCGACUCUCUGAAGGUGCAAGAAAGGUGAUAAAUGAGUGGGUCAAAGGGCAGACUGAAGGGAAAAUUCCAGAAUUGUUGGCUGCAGGCGUGGUUGAUAAUAUGACUAAACUUGUGCUAGUUAAUGCCAUCUAUUUCAAAGGAAACUGGCAGGAGAAAUUCAGUAAAAUGGCCACAAUCGAUACACCUUUCAAAUUGAAUAAGAAAGACACAAAAAGAGUGAAAAUGAUGUAUCAGAAGAACAAAUUCCCAUUUGGCUACAUUGAGGACCUUAAGUGCCGGGUGCUGGAGCUGCCUUACCAGGGCAGGGAGCUCAGCAUGGUCAUCCUGCUGCCAGAUGACAUCGAGGACGAGGCCAUGGGUCUGAAGAAGAUCGAAGAUCAAUUGACCUUAGAAAAACUGCGUGAGUGGACCAAACCUGAGAAUCUGAGUUCCAUUGACGUCAACGUCUACCUGCCCAGGUUCAAGCUGGAACAGAACUACAACCUCAACUCUCACCUGGCCAGCCUGGGUAUAGAGGAUCUCUUUACUAGCAGGGCUGAUCUGUCUGGCAUGUCAAGAGCCGGAGGUCUUUUUAUAUCAAAAAUUGUCCACAAGUCUAUUGUGGAAGUAAAUGAGGAGGGCACAGAGGCGGCAGCUGCCACAGCUGGAAUUGCCACCUGCUCGCUUACGCCAGAGGAAAAUUUUGUGGCCGACCAUCCAUUUAUUUUUUUCAUUCGACACAAUCCCUCAACUAACAUCCUGUUCUUAGGCAGACUUUCUUCCCCGUAGAGACUGUGGAAAUCCAAGGCCAAGCUCAGAGCUUUGUCACUAGCCCUUUCAAUGGUGAUAGUUUUCAUAUAUCUUCCGCAACAAAUCUACCAUCCCAAAACAAAUCUCUAACUUCCUUUGUAAUGUCAGCUCUGUUGGCUGUUUACACGCAUUAACUUUGGCAUAAGUAUCUAUUUUCCUUUCUUUAUAUUGAAAAAUUCAGUGAUUGCUUUUGAAUGCACCAAGCAGAUAUGUAGAUUCUUGACAGUGUAGUAAACUAAGAAA
This is a messenger RNA of Eptesicus fuscus (big brown bat), 2078 nucleotides long. RefSeq names its product leukocyte elastase inhibitor-like. The coding region runs from base 681 to 1814 and encodes 377 amino acids. Lineage: Eukaryota; Metazoa; Chordata; Mammalia; Chiroptera; Vespertilionidae. Gene Ontology annotation, molecular function: serine-type endopeptidase inhibitor activity. Gene Ontology annotation, biological process: negative regulation of endopeptidase activity. The transcript is spliced from 2 exons. The record is from RefSeq and is a predicted model, not a curated record.